AGAAAAGUGAGGAGAGAAAGGUGGUUCAGCCUCCAUCCAGGUAGAAAAGAUUCAGGACAGACAGAAGUGAGAGGCUGGGGAUGUGUUCACCAUCAAGUUUGGGAAGAGAAAAUUGGGCUAAAAAGAAGUGUUCUGUGCAGGCAUCAUACUACAAAUGGAAUAAAAGGGGGAGAGGGACUAGUUUAUGAUCCAAUCAGAGGUGAGGAUUAGAAGUUUCAGGAGUCAACCCAGAAAUCUCAGGGGUUCUAUGAUGAUGAAGAUUGGAGAAAAGCAUGCAGGCAAUGGGAGCCUUGUAGGAAAGCGUCAGCUGCCCCUAGGGGAGAAGCAUCAGGCAAAUGACAAACCAGAAGCAAAUGGGAAAGCAGAGGUCUCCCCAAAGCAGGAGGCAGAUGGGAAAGGUGACACACCUAGAAAGAGCCUCAACUUGUACAGUUGGCAGGAGAUCCAGAGACACAAUCAGGAGGCCGACCAGUGGCUGGUGAUCAAUCGCAAGGUCUACGAUGUUACUAGCUGGGCGGACCGACAUCCAGGUGGCCGUCGUGUUCUCAACCACUAUGCCGGGGAAGAUGCCACGGAUGUCUUCAGAGCUAUGCACCUGGAGCUUGACAUUGUACGAUUGUACCUUAAGCCACUGCUCAUUGGAGAGCUUGCCCCAGGGGAGCCCAGCCAGGAGAGAAACAAAAACGCCCAGUUGGUGAAAGAUUUCCAAGAACUGCGGAGGACAUUAGAGGCUAUGAACAUGUUCAGUGCCAGCCUGGGGUUCUUUUCCCUUCACCUCAUCCAGAUCUUGAUUUUGGAAGCCCUGGCUUGGCUGAUACUAUGGCAUUUUGGCAAUGGCUGGCCAAUUACAAUAUGUAUUUCCUUUCUUCUCACAAUUUCUCAGGCCCAGAGUUCAUUUUUGCAGCAUGACACCGGUCAUCUUUCCAUAUUUAAGAAGUCCAAGUGGAACCACCUGAUGCACAGAUUUGUGAUGUGUCAUCUCAAGGGCCUGUCAGUAAAAUGGUGGAAUCACCGACACUUCCAACAUCACAUAAAACCAAACAUUUACCCAAAAGACCCAGAUAUUGAUGUGGGUCCACUUUUCCUGGUUGGAGAUUUGCAACCUAUCAAGUAUGGCAAGAAGAAAAUCAAAUACAUUGACUAUGAAAAGCAGCACCUUUACUUCUACAUGGUUGCACUUCCCCUCCUCAUGCCUGUAUAUUUCAACCUGCAAUCCAUGCAAGUGAUGUACCUCGGAAGAUAUUGGAGGGACAUUGUCUGGGUCAGCAGUUUUUACAUCCGAUAUUUCAUCGCAUUUGGCCCUUUCUAUGGAAUCUUCGGAACAAUAUUGCUCAUAUAUUUGGUCAAGUUUCUUGAAAGUCCCUGGAUUGCAUGUGUUACGCAGAUGAGCCACAUACCAAUGAAAAUGAGCAGAGAGGAGAACAGAGACUGGCUCAGUACUCAGGUCUUGGCCACCUGUAAUGUUGAACAGUCCUUUUUCAAUGACUGGUUCACUGGGCACCUGAACUUCCAAAUCGAGCACCAUCUGUUUCCCACUAUGCCCCGCCAUAAUUAUCAGAAGGUGGCACCUCUGGUGAGGUCCCUGUGUGCCAAGCAUGGAUUGCAGUAUGUGAAUAAGCCCAUAUUGAAAGCAUUUGGAGAUAUUGUCAGGUCCUUGAAGAAAUCCGCAGCCCUCUGGAUGGAUGCAUACUAUGAAACAUGAUGCAGAUGCCAGCCUUGAUGUGCACGUAAUUGCAUCUCUCAGGGAGGCUGGUGAAUGUGUAAGAACUUCCCAGUUACCUGUCAGUGCUAUUGGCAUACCGGAGUGUGCCAGGAGUGUGAACUCCAAGGAUACAUGAUAACUCUUUCUCUGAAGGUUUCCUCUGCAAAUAAGAAGCAGAGGGAACACAAGAUGGCUUUGACCAGAGUGUCAAAUGAGAAAUGGAGUCCAAUGUUAUUAUUUUUUCCAAAAGAUCUUUAACUUAGUCCUACCAACAGGCCUUACUCAAAUCAUCUCAGUCGCUGGGCAUAAGUACAGGAGCCAGGUAAAAGUCUCACUGACAAUGUGGACAUAGACAGAAGAGGGUCAAGGAGAGACUUCAGAUAGAGCACUUUUUGAAAAACUGGGCAAUUGCUCUUUGAAGGGAAUCAUACAUUUAAGAAGAUCCUGGUGAAGCACAAUUUUUUUUUUUUGCUUAUUUCUUUUUUAAACACUUGAACUUAUUUUUCUUUAAAUUUUGAGUAUAAUUAACAUUAAAAUCUCUAAAUAUUUAAAUACUCAUUUCAGAUUUCUAUUAUUGUACUGCACAUGUAUAAUUGGUAUGUGUAUAUAUAUACAUACAUAUAUAUAUAUAUGUAUAUGUAUAUAUAUAUUUGUUUCCAAGUUAUAACAUUUCUUAAAAGUGCUUCCUACAUUUAGUCCCAACAGCAACUGGUAAAGAAUAGACUCUCCCUGAUUAUAAGAUUUGUUUGCCUAAUCCCUACCCACCAAAACAGAACUGCCAAACCUCAUUAUUAGGUGACCCUACUGCAAGAGAGGAAUAUGUUUUCUAUAAACUAGACCACAGGCUAUGUCAAGGCAUUUUUUAUGGUUACAUAACACCCUGCUGAAGCAUGUUUUAGGAUGAGAGAGUUUCAAUACUAGAAGGAUGAGUCAACACUCUCAGUAGCUAGUAUAGUGAUAUUUAAUGUCUGGCUUUUGCUCAUCUAUUUACAGCGGGUGGGGCAGUUUACACAUGACCUGUCUGCAGGGAAAAACAAAAACAAAUGGCAUGCCCUCCAUCCUCAGCGUUAGGGGUUUAUCUGUUGUCUGACAUUCUACCAGGAAGUAUUACAUCUCCUUCUUCCAAACUCUGCAAAAUAUUUGGGGUUGUUUUUUUUUGUUGUUGUUUAUUUAUUUGUUUUUUUUUUCUUAAUUUAAUCCCUGGGUUGUGAAGCAAAGACCCUGUGGCAGGAAAAAAAAAAAAAGUGUGGAGACUUGAAAGAAGCCACUGGGGUUGAAGCAGAGGGAGCAGGGGCCACAGAGGGGCAAUGAAGGAAAAUACAUUAAAUUACUCACAUGUCCUAAGGGUAAUCCAUGCAUGCCAAAGCUAAGAAAGGAGAAGGGGUUGUCUGGGAGGAGUGAGCAUUUAAAUACUAGUAAUAUUCAAUUGGGAAGUUGGGUAGGGAAUGAAAAGGGAGAAAAGUUUUGUUGACUUCAUAAUUCUUCAUAAUGUAAGCCCUGGGUGGAUCUGAUAAGAGCCAAGAAUCCUCCUGCCGGUGGAUCUACAGAAGAUUACUUCUGUCUGAAAUCAGGGUUGCAAAUGUGAGUGGAGCACAGUGGUUGCUUUCUCUAUCCAACUCCCAGAGAUGUUCAAGCAUGAUUUGUUCUCCUAGUCACUAGAAAUAGCAACCAGACCUCUGCCUGGACACACUUACUACCUCAAGGCGUUCCUUCCUCAAGGUGGAAACUAGCCCAUGUUGCAUUUCCCCAAAUGGAGUUGGUUACUGUGAAACUGAACAAAUCUGGGAGAUUUAGACAGAUGAUGUAAGGGAAAUGUGAAAGCUGAAUGGAGGUCAUGCCAUUUGCUUUCUCUCCCUGCAGCCGAGGUCAUCUGUAAGCUGCUCUCCACCCCACCCCUACCCCCACCCAUGAAUAUAUGAGCAAAAGCACAGACACACUAUACUAGCUAUACUAGCUACGGAACCUCUCUGUCACUCUCCCUGCUCUCACAUACAGUUCAAAAUAGGUGCUAGGUAAGAACAAAAGUUUAUAAUGGGAUACAUUUUAACUUACUAGUACUAGUCAAUAAGGGGGGUGAGGGGAGGUAAGAGAUCAACUGAAGGACUUGUAGGUAUGCAUAUAAGCAUAACCAAUGGACCCAAGAC
Eptesicus fuscus (big brown bat) is the source of this 3846-nucleotide messenger RNA. RefSeq names its product fatty acid desaturase 2-like protein FADS2B. The transcript is spliced from 12 exons. Gene Ontology annotation, cellular component: membrane. Gene Ontology annotation, biological process: lipid metabolic process. Bases 185 to 1702 code for a protein of 505 amino acids. The record is from RefSeq and is a predicted model, not a curated record. Lineage: Eukaryota; Metazoa; Chordata; Mammalia; Chiroptera; Vespertilionidae. Gene Ontology annotation, molecular function: oxidoreductase activity, acting on paired donors, with oxidation of a pair of donors resulting in the reduction of molecular oxygen to two molecules of water.